Oncorhynchus keta (chum salmon) is the source of this 749-nucleotide messenger RNA. RefSeq names its product transcription factor HES-5-like. Bases 29 to 523 code for a protein of 164 amino acids. Gene Ontology annotation, biological process: anterior/posterior pattern specification; regulation of neurogenesis; regulation of transcription by RNA polymerase II. Gene Ontology annotation, molecular function: DNA-binding transcription factor activity, RNA polymerase II-specific; protein dimerization activity; RNA polymerase II cis-regulatory region sequence-specific DNA binding. The transcript has 2 exons. Gene Ontology annotation, cellular component: nucleus. The record is from RefSeq and is a predicted model, not a curated record. Lineage: Eukaryota; Metazoa; Chordata; Actinopteri; Salmoniformes; Salmonidae.
GAGGCCUUUACAGCACAGAGAUCCAGCCAUGGCACCUACAAUCACUUCAGCUAUGAUCUACUCUAAGAACCACCUGACUCUGACCAACAAGCUAAGAAAGCCAGUGGUGGAGAAGUUACGCAGAGAUCGUAUCAACAGCUGCCUUGAGAAGCUCAAGUCUAUCCUGGGUCAAGAGAUCCUCAAUCAGCAGCCCGACUCCAAGCUGGAGAAAGCAACCAUCCUGGAGAUGACAGUGAGCUUCCUGAAACGACAGCAACAGUAUCAACCAUUGAGCUCCUCCUCCUGCUCUGCACCUGACAAUCAGGGUUACUCCAGGUGUGUCCAAGAGAUUGUGCACUUCCUGUCCAAGGAUGAGGUGACGACAGAGUCCCAGAGAAGACUGCUGAGCCACUUCCAGAGCCUGCAGCCAUCCUCUGAUAAGAACAGGAGGGAGAGUGACCUGCUUCAGUUGAGCACCCCAGCCCAGCACAGCAUGAGCAAAGAGAAGGGUCCAGUCAACAGCGCCAUCUGGAGGCCCUGGUAGAGUCCUACAGACUGGAUCUUCAUUCUCAUGCAGGACAUUUCCCAGUCCUUAUUACAGAGGAGUUCAUCCACAUUUUCUGCAUUUGCAGGAGUUUAUGUUAAUUUGUAAUGACAAAAUGCAUUGAACAAUAUCAAUAUUUGAAUCUUCCUCUCUUGAUUACAAGAGGAUCAAUAGCAUAUUCUGUUUUAUAUUUAAUUUUUAUGAAGUGAAUAUACUGUGUAUUGUU